GGGCAUCGCGGCACCCGGGAAACCCGCAGAAGCUGCAGGUGGAUAGGGUAUAGCUUUUUCAUUUUUGUGACAGUUUUGCUGAUUGGGGAUCCAGGUGGGUCCCUCAGCAAGGAGGGGCCCGUCUGCAAACGCCUGAGCCCCUGGCAGCGCUCCAGGUCCUCUGUGUGCAGCAGAGCCCUGGCCCUGGCCCAGCUGCCCUUCGGCUCCCGGCGCUGCUCAUCACCACGUGACCUGGGAUGGGGCUCAAGGCCUCCAGCCCCAUUUGGGGCAAGAGCCACAGAGAAUCUUUAGGCCUUUAUACUUUUAUAACGCCAGCUUUUAUGAUGUGUUUGACUCAGAGUGUCAGCUGGCCUUUGAUUCCUAAAGUAGAGGUUGGUAUCUGUGAGUGCUGGGCAGUUGCCUUUCCCUCUGUCUUGUUGACGAGAAGGACUUCAGAUUCAAGUGCUUCAGUGAGGCGUUACAGACCAAGAAUGCCAACAUACUAGGAUUCUGCUGGACCAGUUCUACUGAAAUUGUCUUCAUCACAGAUCAAGGAAUCGAAUUUUACCAGGUGUUACCAGAGAAACGGAAUCUGAAACUCCUGAAGAGCCAGAACAUCAACGUGAACUGGUACAUGUACUGUCCCGAGAGUGCUGUGAUUCUGCUGUCCACCACGGUGCUUGGAAAUGUGCUGCAGCCCUUCUAUUUCCGGGGGCACGUUCCUCCAACAAGAGCCUUGCCACUUCCGACCACUAGAGGGCACCCCGUACCAUCCCAUCACCGCCGAGAAUGAGUCCUUCUGGGGACAGGCCCCUGGGACCCUGGAAAGGAUGGAAAGACAUAGUGCUGGCACUAUGUCAAAGCUGCCCAAGUUUGAGAUCGAAUUACCAGCUGCACCUAAGUCAACUAAACUGAGCCUCUCAGAGAGAGACAUUGCCAUGGCGACGAUAUACGGACAGCUAUAUGUUCUCUUCCUGAGGCAUCAUUCUCGGACCUCCAAUAGUACUGGAGCGGAGGUAGUCCUAUAUCACCUACCACGAGAAGGCGCCUGUAAAAAGAUGCACAUAUUGAAGUUAAACCGGACAGGGAAGUUCGCCCUGAACGUGGUGGACAACCUGGUGGUGGUUCAUCAUCAGGACACGGAGACAUCAGUGAUAUUUGAUAUCAAGCUGAGGGGGGAGUUCGACGGCACCGUUACCCUCCAUCACCCGGUGCUUCCAGCUCGAUCCAUUCAGCCCUAUCAGAUCCCUGUGGCAGGUCCUGCUCCCGUGACCAGCCAGUCCCCCAUCCCGUGUAAACUCUAUUCUUCAUCCUGGAUUGUCUUUCAACCUGACAUCAUCAUCAGUGCGAGCCAAGGUUACCUCUGGAACCUCCAAGUGAAACUUCAGCCCAUAGUAAACCUCUUGCCAGAUAAAGGAAGGCUCAUGGACUUCCUCCUCCAGAGAAGGGAAUGCAAGACCGUCGUCCUGUCGGUGUGCUCGCAGAUGUUGACAGAGUCAGACAGAGCAACGCUGCCUGUGAUAGCCACUGUUUUUGAUAAACUCAACCAGGAGUAUAAGAAGUACCUGGAUGCCGAGCAGAGUUACACGCUGGCACUGGAAGUGGGGCAGAGCCGGAGCGGCCCGCUCCUCAGGAGGCCGGCGCGCACCCAGGCCGUGGUCGACCAGUCUGACAUGUACACCCACGUCCUGUCGGCGUUUACGGAGAAGAAGGAGAUGCCUCAGAAAUUCGUGGUAGCCGUGCUCAUGGAAUAUAUCCGCUCUCUGAACCAGUUUCAGAUCACAGUACAGCAUUAUUUGCACGAGCUUGUCAUCAAGACGCUCGUCCAGCACAACCUCUUCUACACGCUGCACCAGUUCCUGCAGUACCAUGUCCUCAGCGACUCGAAGCCUUUGGCUUGUCUGCUGCUCUCCCUGGAAAGUUUCUAUCCUCCUGCUCAUCAGCUGUCUCUGGAUAUGUUGAAGCGACUUUCCACAGCAAAUGAUGAAAUAGUAGAAGUUCUCCUUUCCAAACACCAAGUGUUAGCUGCCUUAAGGUUUAUCCGGGGCAUUGGUGGCCAUGACAACAUCUCUGCACGAAAAUUUUUAGAUGCUGCAAAGCAGACUGAAGACCGCAUGCUUUUCUACACUAUAUUCCGGUUUUUUGAACAGCGAAACCAGCGUUUGCGAGGGAACCCUAGUUUCACACCAGGAGAACACUGUGAAGAACACGUUGCUUUUUUCAAACAGGUUUUUGGAGACCAAGCUCUAAUGAGGCCUACGACGUUCUGAGGUCACUUGCUAGUUUUUUUUUAUAUAUAUAUAAAAUGUGUACAAAGUUAAUUUAUUGCGUUAAUAAAGCUCUUUAAACUACAA
Molecule: messenger RNA, 2333 nt
Organism: Balaenoptera acutorostrata (minke whale)
Lineage: Eukaryota; Metazoa; Chordata; Mammalia; Artiodactyla; Balaenopteridae
Gene: RMC1
Product: regulator of MON1-CCZ1
Exons: 18
Coding region: 666-2249 (527 amino acids)
Biological process (GO): regulation of autophagy
Cellular component (GO): Mon1-Ccz1 complex; late endosome membrane; lysosomal membrane
Molecular function (GO): protein binding
Source: RefSeq, a predicted model, not a curated record